AUGGGUCCCGGCCAAGUGGAAACAGCCGCUAAAGAUGUGGCGUCACCGGCGCAUAUUAAUGAGCCAUCGCCACUGAGAAAAAUGAUAUCGGUGGCUUCAAUCGCCGCUGGUGUACAGUUCGGCUGGGCCCUACAGCUAUCUCUUCUAACUCCGUACGUGCAGCUACUCGGAAUCCCACACAAGUGGUCAUCACUCAUCUGGCUCUGUGGUCCCAUCUCCGGCAUGCUCGUUCAGCCAACCGUCGGUUACUACAGCGACCGAUGCACCUCAAGAUUUGGUCGUCGCCGUCCUUUCAUCGCCGUGGGAGCCGUACUCGUCGCCGUCGCUGGUAUCCUAAUCGGAUACGCCGCCGAUCUCGGCCAGAUGGCGGGAGACAAACUCGACCAGACACCCAAGACACGCGCCAUAUGGUUCUUCGCUCUCGGAUUCUGGAUCCUCGACGUAGCCAACAACACCCUCCAAGGACCUUGCCGCGCUUUCCUCGCCGACUUAGCCGCGGGAGACGCAAAGAAAACGCGGACCGCAAACGCGUUUUUCUCUUUCUUCAUGGCGGUCGGAAACGUUUUGGGGUACGCGGCGGGAUCCUACACAAACCUCCACAAGAUGUUCCCUUUCACAAUGACUAAAGCUUGCGACAUCUAUUGCGCGAACCUCAAGAGCUGUUUCUUCAUCUCCAUCAUCCUCCUCCUCGCCCUCACCGUGAUAUCACUCUGUUACGUCAAAGACAAACAAUGGUCGCCGGAGAGAGGAGACGCCGACGUGAAAACUCCAUUCUUGAAAGAGGUCUUUGGAGCGUUCAAGGUGAUGGAACGUCCGAUGUGGAUGUUGCUAAUCGUCACGGCCUUGAACUGGAUCGCGUGGUUUCCUUUCCUCUUAUUCGAUACCGAUUGGAUGGGUCGUGAAGUGUACGGUGGAGACUCGGCAGGAGACGAUAAGCUGAAGAAGCUUUACAACCAAGGAGUACACGUUGGUGCGUUGGGGUUGAUGAUAAACGCAAUCGUUCUUGGAUUCAUGUCGCUUGGUGUUGAAUGGAUUAGUCGGAUGAUGGGAGGAGCUAAACGGCUUUGGGGAGUUGUGAAUUUCAUCCUCGCCGUGUGUUUGGCCAUGACGGUUUUGGUUACAAAGUUGGCGGAGGCUCACCGGAAAUCAGUCGGUGCGUAUGCCGGUCCGACCGAAGGCGUUAGAGCUGGAGCAUUGACUCUCUUUGCUCUUCUUGGAAUUCCUCUUGCGGUUACAUUCAGUAUUCCGUUCGCACUAGCUUCCAUAAUCUCAAGCAACUCCGGCGCCGGCCAAGGGCUUUCUCUAGGAGUUUUAAAUUUGGCAAUCGUGAUACCACAAAUGGUGGUGUCACUCGGAGGUGGACCGUUCGAUGCCUUGUUUGGAGGAGGAAACCUACCGGGAUUUGUGGUCGGAGCUAUUGCAGCGGCAAUCAGUGGCGUGGUGGCUUUAACCGUUCUCCCUUAG
Thlaspi arvense is the source of this 1464-nucleotide messenger RNA. The record is from the annotation of a GenBank genome assembly. NCBI's taxonomy places the organism in Eukaryota, Viridiplantae, Streptophyta, Magnoliopsida, Brassicales, Brassicaceae.